AUGGCGAAGGCGGGCAGUUCUGUUCCCCCGGACGCCUGGGCUUCUUGGUCUCCUGCUAUUCUCGCUAACCCGACCAAGAUCCCCCGUCGAUACGUCCAGAUACCCUCGGAUCAGCAGAAGCUGUUGGACCGCCCUGAUGCUUGGUCUCUUGGUCGUUAUCCUAAUGUGCCACCAAAAGUGCUGACAGACGUGCGAGCGCAGUCUGUGAGGGACACUCCGCCUAACGUCUCGGCGCUGGAGGAAACGCUCCUCUCGCAGCCUGCUUCUCCGGCCUCUCCUGGCAGGGCCGGGGAGGAUCUCCAUCGAUCCGCAUCUCCAGAAAGGGGCGUCGGUGCGGGCAUUGGGCUGGAAAAUGACUCGGCCAAAGCCGAGGAAGAUGGUAACAGGGGGGUAGAAAACACACCCGGCACCCCCAUACCAUGGUCCUCAUCGCCUCCAGAGCACUUCCUUGGACCACACCAACGUGAAGAGGCGCGAGCCAAGGAUGUGAGCGAUUCGAGCCGCCAUUCUCCUGAGCAGCGUGGUCCCAGGACCACUGGCAGAGUCUCAGCCCGCGCGGCGUUCUUGACGGACUUUCCCCCCAGCAGCAGCGCCAAAUCCGACCCUGGGCUAGAGAUUGAAGUCCCCAACGCUGUUACCGAAGCUCUAGAACCGGUCAACCGACAAGCUGUAUCUGUCUUCAAUCAUACUCCGCCCUCCGCACAGGUCCACAUCCCCGUCUCGGCCGUCUGGCCCGAUCAUCAACUCCUCGUCGACGACACAGGCACAGCAAGAUCGACCUGGGCCUGGGCCAACAUCACCGGUUAUGCCAUCCCCACCGCCUCAUUGCAACCGGCCGGCGAGCAGGGUCCCAGCGAGUUCCCGAUCGACACGCCGUCAGACACUUCGUCAUCCCAGGCUCCAUAUACCACCUUCAAAGCCGCCUAUCCAGAUUAUGAAGGCAGCCUUGGGGUCUACUUGCGAGCUGUCUUGUCGAUAUUACCCCUUCAGAAAAAGAGGGCUUUGGCUGAGUUCCUGUACGACGAUUUUGUGCGGGUUUUCUCUACUGAUUUUCUUACCUACAUUAGCGGUCAGGAGGCCAAUCCUCGCCCGCUCUCGGCAGUCGAAUUUUAUAACGAGAAUGUGUCAAGACCCGUUUACUUGAGGGGCGUCUUGACCAAGAACAACCUCAGCGAAACUCUCAACAAAUAUGCGAACGAGAUACGUGCCAUCAGGGGGGGCGCUGUUGAACCCCAGGAACCCGAAGACACAACACGCCAGCGACAUGAUCAACGAGCACCGGACAAGGCGCCAUUCGAGAGACAAACGGCACGACAACCACGGCAGCGGACGGACACAAGCUAUGCCUCUCAUGAGAGCGACUCCUCCAGUGCGGCUGUCUCUGCAAGUCCCGGACCGGGAACCCGGGAGACUGGGUCUCCCGCAGUUCCCACUUGCGCCGCCACAGAACCACGCCCCACGAAGCAGGUCCGUGAAACGGUUCCACCGCCAACAGCCGGUAUCGAUGUUCCCCCGCCUCCGUCGACCGUUCGACCCCCGACCGAGGCUGGUAAACCGGCCAGAGAGGCAAUCGUCUCUCCCUCUCGACCUGUUUUCCGAACCCAGCCUGAUUCUCCUUCGCUAGACAUUGAGCCUUCACCAACUCCGGUCACUCCAGCGAUGUCUAAGCGUACAUUACCGGCAGUAGACAAAUUCUCCGGCGCUGGGCUCUCUCAGGCCAGCAACCCUGAGAGCAUACCAGAGACGACGCUCAAGCGCAGGGCCGCGCCUCGAGCCUCGGCUGGGUCCUCGACGGCAGAACCUGGCGCCGAGUUCAAGCGGCCGCAGGCGGCAAAGACGAAUGCAGACAAGCGAGCCUUACGGUUCAAGAAGUUCCUGAUGCAGAAGAGGAUUCAGAGUUCUGCCCCUCAACGGUCUACUCCAUAG
Messenger RNA from Thermothelomyces thermophilus ATCC 42464, 1926 nucleotides. RefSeq lists its product as uncharacterized. Bases 1 to 1926 code for a protein of 641 amino acids. NCBI's taxonomy places the organism in Eukaryota, Fungi, Ascomycota, Sordariomycetes, Sordariales, Chaetomiaceae. The transcript has 3 exons. The record is from RefSeq and is a predicted model, not a curated record.